This is a messenger RNA of Trypanosoma grayi, 852 nucleotides long. RefSeq names its product cathepsin L-like protein. The coding region runs from base 1 to 852 and encodes 283 amino acids. Gene Ontology annotation, cellular component: lysosome. The record is from RefSeq and is a predicted model, not a curated record. Gene Ontology annotation, molecular function: cysteine-type endopeptidase activity. Lineage: Eukaryota; Euglenozoa; Kinetoplastea; Trypanosomatida; Trypanosomatidae. The transcript has a single exon.
AUGCUCGUAUCGUGCGACACGACGGAUGCUGGCUGCAACGGCGGCUUGAUGGACGACGCCUUCACAUGGAUCAUCCAGGACCACAACGGCACGGUGGACACAGAGGCCAGCUACCCCUACGUCUCGGGCGCGGGCUACUCCCCGAAGUGCAGGACAGCUAGCCACGAGUUCGGCGCAGCCAUCAGCGGCUACAAUGACCUGCCGAAUGAUGAGGACAAGAUGGCCGCGUGGCUGGCUGUCCACGGCCCCAUUGCCAUCGCCGUCGACGCCACCAGCUUCCAGUUCUACAUGGGUGGCGUCCUGACGAACUGCAUCUCUGAGCAGCUCGACCACGGGGUGCUUCUUGUGGGCUACGACGACAGCAACAGCCCGCCGUACUGGAUCAUCAAGAACUCGUGGGGCACAUCCUGGGGCGAGGAGGGCUACAUCCGCAUUGAGAAGGGCAAGAACCAGUGCCUUGUCAACGAGUACCCGACCUCCUCUGUGGUUGGCGGCCCCGCCCCCAGCACGACUACCACCACCACCAGCGCCCCUGGCCCGUCUCCGUCUUACUUUGUGCAGAUGUCUUGCGACGACGGUGCGUGCAGGGUCGCGUGCAAGAACGACACCUUCAGGACAAAUCAGUGCCUCCAAGUGUCUGGCGGCGGUUCGGCCAUCGUCACGUGCGGCUCCACAACACUCACUGAGGAGAUCUUUCUCCUCAGCAGCAGCUGCAGCGGUCCUUCGAUCCAAAGCAAUGUUCCCUUGAACAAGUGCCUGCAGAGCUUCUCCGGGUACGUCGAGUACCGCUGCGUGGACGGCGAGCAUGUCCCUGCGAAACUGGCUCACCUUCGCCGCCGCCGCCGUCACUAG